GCCACUCCUCCUCUUUCAUAAGCUUCCUAUUCACUCCAUCAGCCGAGCUCAUUGUUUUUCAGGAACUCUAUCGACUCACAUCUCACGGAUACUGAAGCUUUUCUUCAGACAUGUUUCGGGUCUCGUCGCCCGCUGCGGCUGUGCUCACGCUGCUGUUUGUGUUCCAGGCUGUUACUGUGGUAACGGGCAAGUCUGGAAUCCAUCAAGAGAGAAGAAAAAGGGAAUGGAUUCUUCCUCCAUUGCCACUCAAGGAAAAUAAGGACUACACAAAAGACCAAUUUAUCGCAAAAAUUCGAUCUGAUUUGAAAGAAAAAAAACAAUUGCAAUACUCUCUGGAAGGCGUCGGUGCGAGCAAGGCGCCCUACCAUGUGUUUACAGUAGAUCAUGAAUGGGGAUGGAUUCAGGUCAACAAAAUUCUGGACAGGGAGGAAAUCGAUGUCUACAAUCUGCUUGGUGUUGCUAAAGCCAAAAAUGGUAGCGAGCCCGAGACGAAAAUUGGCAUAAGAAUCAUAGUUGAAGAUGAGAAUGACAAUUCGCCAAUUUUUCAUACUGAAAAGCCAGGGGCGGUGAAGGAGCUUAGCAUUGCAGGGACAUCAGUGAUGAAAAUAAAUGCAACUGAUAUGGAUGAACCAGGGAAUGACAACUCUAAGAUCAGCUACAGACUCAUCAGUCAGAAUCCACCACAUGACAUGUUCUAUCUUAAGAAAGAUGGGACCGUUUGUGUCAAUAGUGCUCUUCUGGACAGAGAGAAACAGAACAAGUACACUCUGACAGUGAUAGGGGCAGACUUAGAUGGCAGACCAGGCGGAAAUACCGGCACCGGCACUGUUACCAUCAAUGUCCUGGAUGUGAAUGACAACCUGCCCACUCUGGAAAAAGAGGAGUUUGAGGGAGAAAUUGAAGAAAACACAAAAGAUGUGGAGGUGAUGAGACUCAAAGCAAGUGACCUGGAUCUGGAGGGCACAGAAAACUGGGAAGCCGUGUUUGACAUCGUGAAAGGCAAUGAAGCGGGGUACUUCAGUGUUAAAAAAGACCCAAAUAAAAACGAGGGGAUCCUAAUGCUGGUCAAGCCCGUGGAUUAUGAGAAGGUGAAGAGCCUCAAUCUUGGAAUUGUUGUGAGAAAUAAAGUUCCACAACACGAUGGAUCCACGGCAUUAGUUCAUGAUCUAAAUUAUGAGGGAGAUCAAGAAGGAGCAGGGGGAGGAGGGGGAGGAGGAGGAGGAGGAGGAGCAGGAGCAGGAGGAGGAGGAGCAGGAGGAGGAGGAGGAGGAGGAGCAGGAGGAGGAGGAGCAGGAGGAGGAGGAGGAGCAGGAGGAGGAGGAGGAGGAGGAGGAGGUGGAAGCAGCGGCACUGGAUCCUCAUGGCAAAGUGGGACCAAAUUAAAAUCCUAUCCACUCAAAAUCAAAGUGAAGAACGCACCGGAGGGUCCAGCCUUCAUCCCUAAAGUCAAAGCCAUCCCCCUCUCAGAGGGAGGCAGCACCGUCAAAGUUAAUGAUGUCAUUGCACGCUACCCUGCAAUAGACGGAGACACUCUGGAACCUGCUAAGAAAGUCAGGUAUGCAAAAGGCUCAGACCCUGACAACUGGCUAACCAUCGAUCCAAAGACAGCAGAGAUCAAACUGAACAAGCUUCCCGACAGAGAAUCUCCAUACCUGGUCAAUGGGACAUAUUUGGCUAAAGUUCUGUGCAUUAGUGAAGAGAUGCCCUUUACAACAGCCGUCGGCACCGUCGCCAUCCAGGUGGAAGAUUUUAACGACAACUGUCCCAUCGUGACCAGUAACCACCAGACAAUGUGUAUCACGGCUAAUUCUGUUAUUGUCACCGCUAAAGAUGAGGAUGUGUUUCCCAACGGAGCCCCUUUUGUCUUCAACAUCAUCCCAGAAGGAACUGAGGGUAAAUGGCAGGUGGAGCCUCUUAAUGACACCGCAGCUAUCCUGAGGGCUCAGGAGAAAAAGUGGCCUGGUUUCUUUAAGGUGACAUUUGAGGUGAAAGAUGCACAAGGAGAGGCCUGUUCAAAACCACAGGAAGUAGAAGUCCAAGUUUGUACCUGUGAGGAUGGAGUAAUGUGUGGGAAACGAGGAGCUCAAGGUCAGAUGGAAAAAGGAGCAGGACUGGGACCCGGAGGCAUUGGCCUGCUAUUUCUGGGCUUGCUGCUGUUACUACUUAUUCCUCUGUUGCUGCUCUUCUGCCAAUGUGGAGGGGCUGCUGGUAUGUCAGGGGGCUUUAAAGAAAUGCCUUUUGACACAAAGUCACACCUCAUCAACUACCGCACUGAGGGCCAGGGAGAGAACACGGAGGUGCCACUGAUAAACUUGCCAACACAAAUGGAUGGAGGUUUGGCAAUGAGUAACAUUCAGACAACAAUGGCGCCCAUGACAAGUAUGGGAUUCCAGCACUCCGUCGCCUCCAUGGAUAUGAUAAACGGGGGAGGAUAUAUAAGAGAAGGGGCGUGGGGGACGAUGAACGAGCACCAUGGCAGUGGCUUCUAUUCCGAGAUGGAGAGCAGAGAAUCCGGAUUGGGUGGAGGACUUUUUGAUGGCAUGGCUCUGCCAGACUACGUCCUUGCAGAUUACUACUCUCAGAAGCUGGCCAGUGGAAAUGAGAACCUUGGAGUUAAGGACUCCAUUUUGGUGUAUGACUAUGAGGGCAAUGGCUCCCCUGCUGGCUCAGUGGGCUCAGCGGGCGACCUGGAGUCUGACGACAUACACUUCCUUGAUGACCUCGGGCUAAAGUUCACGACCCUUGCUCAGGUGUGCGGAGGCAAGAAGAUCCAAACUGAAGUCAAAAAAGUGAGGGCUCCCGCUCAGACUUCAGUGUCAAGGGUUAUUACUGCCCAACAGCUGCCCCCUCCACCCCAGGUGCAGCCGACCAUCCCGCAAGCAGAGCGCACUGUGGUCAGGGAGACCGUGAAGGAAAGCACAGUGAGAGAAGGGAUGACCAGAGUGAAUGAAGGAAUGACCAGAGUGAAUGAAGGGAUGACCACAGUGAACGAAGGGAUGGCAAAUCAAGGCCAGAUGUUCAUGCUACAGCAGCAACAGCCUGUCUACUACACCACCACCCCUAUGAUUCAGCCGAUGCAUUACGUAGUCCAGCCACAGGUUCAGAAUACUGUACUUCUGGCAGAGGCACCAUCCACCAACCUGCAAGGCAUGGUCCUGGUUAAUGGAACCCAGACUCUACCUUCCCAAGGCAUGAUGGUCCAGGGGCAGACCAUGUCCACUGCACAAGCCCAGGGCCCAGGAAUGAUGCUGGUAGGAGGGAGUGGAGUCCACACUGGCAUCCCCUCUGGCGCCCAGACCAUGAUGGUCGUGGAAGGCAGAGUCCCUGCAGGGUCAUUAAAGAGGAUGAGGGGAAGCCAGACCAGCAUGAUGCAGGGGGGCACUUUACAGUCAGGUGGCUUUUCAGGGACUCAGAGAGUCAUGGUGGUUGGAGGGCCGACAAGCAGCCAAGGGCAACUGAUCCAGGAAGCAGGAGCUCUGUCCCCGACUAAUCUGGUCCCUGGCUCUUCAAGAGUCAGUAAGGGCAGCACAUCUGCUGGCUCUCGCAGUAGUUCAACCACCACCACUGUGAGCACAGGUCCCGCCUACCGCAAGGUGGUAGUGAAGGAGUCCAAAGAAAUUCGCUGAUUGAGACACUGUAAAGACCUUUUCAGUGACGCCAAAAAGACUUUAUCUUCUCUUGCGUGGUUAAGCUGGUGAUGGGAAUGCUUGUGGGAGUUAAAUCAUGCAAAAUUGUUAAUAGAGGUGCAGGGCAGGUACCCCACUCUUCUGUAUUUAAAUUUGGCAUAGCAAUAAAUAAAUAAAAAGUUUUUUAAAAUAAAUACUCCAACCAGGAAAUGGGAAAAUAACUAAAACUGGAAAAAUAUAACUGAAAAUUUUAAAUAGUAAGGUGCCUGUCUGAAAUUAUUGAAGCUAACUAUCCAACAACGUUACCCUGCCCCACAUCUCUACUGCUUUGUAUUUUGCUGGCAUUGAGCACUGCACCACAGCCACCUCCAGAACCCCCCUUCCCCCUUUUUUGAAAUGUCUUACAUCAUAAUACAUUUUCAUUAUUCUUAGUAACAGUUGUCUCUCCUUAUUGUCACCUUUAUCUGAAGUGACAGAAUGUACACACACUGUGUUGCAAGAUGGAAAACACAGCAAUAUUAAAAAUCAUACUGCAGCUUUAAAAUUAUCGUAUUUUACUUCAAACUAUCGUACAUAUUUAAAAAAAAAAAAAAGAAAACAAGACGGGUCCUUAAUACCACACUGAAUGGCACAACUAUGCCCUGCACACUAUAUACUGUAAAUAAACGAACAAAGGGACAAACUAUAAAAGUGUUGUUUGCUUACUGCUCCACCUCCAGCCGCUGUGUAGUUGAGUUAGUAGCAUCUUAAGUUGUUAAGUUGUGAUGUGCGUUUUUCUACAGUCUGUCUGGCAUAACGAACCACGGGUGUUAACAGGGCAUCAGGUGAUGAUCUGAUUGGCAGGUAGAGCCUGGCAGCAGAGAGGGGGGUCGCGCUGCUCAGGUGCUAAAUGGUGCGUAUGUGAUGGCCAUCUCAGUCAUGCUGAUGUGAUUGGUUGCUCUCAAAUCCCAAACAUUUUUUGAUUGUAUGGACAUUGAAAUUGCAAAAUAAUUGUACUUUUUCUGCAAUUAGUGAUCGUACAGAGGGCUAAAUGGUACAAAUACGAUAGUUAUCGUACAUCUGGCAACACCGUACACAUACAACCAUGUCAAGCUUGUCAAUGUGUGUCUAUGUUAUUUUUUUAUGUCUCUUGUCUUUUGGUUACAGUUCCAUUUUGUCUGUUGUUUUGCACAAAUAAAAUCAUUUUGAAACAUUU
Molecule: messenger RNA, 4821 nt
Organism: Labrus mixtus (cuckoo wrasse)
Lineage: Eukaryota; Metazoa; Chordata; Actinopteri; Labriformes; Labridae
Product: desmoglein-2.1-like
Exons: 14
Coding region: 111-3626 (1171 amino acids)
Biological process (GO): homophilic cell-cell adhesion
Cellular component (GO): desmosome; plasma membrane
Molecular function (GO): calcium ion binding
Source: RefSeq, a predicted model, not a curated record